AACUAUGCUCAAGCUGGGACUUGCGUUUCCCACUCGUUGGCCCUUCAGAUGCCGUCUCCUGGGAAUGCCUAGUAUAAGAGGUGAGGCAAGACUCUCUGUGGACAAGGAGAAAACUUCAUGGCUACAGCACGAGCAGCAGGAAGUAGAGGGCGAAACUCAGGCGAUGGAAGAUGCUCCUAGAGUCCAGAGGAACGAGAGAGUGUUGAUCAAUCAUGCAAUUCAGGAGAUCCAACGCAGACCUUUGGAGGUGCCCACAAUAAUCGGCGACGAACCUGUAUACACCAUGGAUAAACAAAGGGUCGCCUGUCCUCAUCAUCUCGAGACAAUCUUAGCACAGGUUUAUUACGCUAAUCGGAAGCAAAUCGAGACUGCGAUCCAGUCGGCCCUUUCGGCACAGGGAACUUGGAGUAUGGUUCCUAUCGCCGAGCGCCUUGCCAUUUGGCGACGGGCGGCAGACAUUAUUGAGGAGGAUGAGUUGAAGUUCCGAGUCUUUCUAAUGCUAACCCUCAGCAAAACUAUCGAAGAUGCGACUCGGGAUAUUCGGAGGCUGCUCAGCUCCCUGAGAGCUAAUGCCGAUUAUUUAGAGCAUUUAUCCGAGCUGCGCUUCGAGAUCCAGGGCGAUAUGAAUGUCUUCCCCAGCUUUCAUAUGCGACCAAUAGAUGGUUUUGUUGCCGCUCUGGCACCAUUUGAAUCGGUAGCCUUGUCCUCCAGUUUGGCUCUUUGUCCAGCGCUAAUGGGCAACACAGUUCUGUGGAAUCCCUCUUUGGAGGUGGCACCAGCCAGUUUUCUUAUUUACAGAGCUUUUCAGGAGGCUGGUCUUCCUAGUGGAGUGAUCAACUUUGUGCCAGCUAAUGAGCGUCUGUUCCUGGACACCAUUACGGAUGCCAUACACUUUGCCGGACUGAACUCCCAAGGCAAUGUGGCUAAAUAUAGGUAUGUGCACAAACUGGUGAGCGACAAGAUGGAGCGAUAUAUCUGUUUUCCCCGUCUGGUGGCUGAGUGUCCGGGUCAGAACUUCCAUUUUGUUCAUGCUAGUGCCAAGGUUGAGUCUGUGGUCUUAGCCAGCGUCCAGGCGGCCUUUGGAUUCGCCGGGCAGUACGCAAACUCGCUGUCCCGAAUGUACGUGCCCUCGUCAAUGUGGCCGCGACUCCGAAUUGAGUUACUGGAGGCUACGGAAAAGCUGAAAAUUGGAGACCCCGUCCAGUUAGACACUGAUGUGGGGGCUAUGGUGAAUGUGGAUGAAUUCCGUCGGAUGCAAAAACUCCUGAAGCGCACCAAGGAAAUGGAGCAGUUGUGCGGUGGGAGCUGCGACGAAAAAAUUGGUAGGUUCGUUCAACCAACUAUUAUACGAGUGGCGGAUCCUCUGGAUCCGCUACUGUGUGAGCCGUGCAGCGGACCCUUUUUACCAGUGUUCGUCUAUGCUGAUGAAUCUUUCGGAGAGGCACUCAAGCUGGCUGCAAAUCAGUCGAAAUAUGCGCUAUCCGGCUCUAUUUUUGCCAGUCGGGAUGAGGUGAUCCUCCACUGCCUUAAACAGUUGCGGAUGUCCGCCAGCAAUCUCUACGUAAACGAGCGAUGCACAGGAAGCAAUUACGGAUUGACACCGUUCGGAGGAAAUCGGUUGUCUGGUACAAACGAUAAAUCCGGAUCUGCCUACUUCCUCAUGCGCUGGUGCUCGCCGCUACUUGUUGAGGAGACUGUGGAGGGCCCAGUCCCGUCGCAGAGAUCAAAUAAGUUUCCAUAAGUUUAAAAAUUACAAUAAAACGAAUUUUUGUGGUCCUAA
Drosophila eugracilis is the source of this 1780-nucleotide messenger RNA. Its product is annotated as delta-1-pyrroline-5-carboxylate dehydrogenase, mitochondrial. Lineage: Eukaryota; Metazoa; Arthropoda; Insecta; Diptera; Drosophilidae. The record is from RefSeq and is a predicted model, not a curated record. Gene Ontology annotation, cellular component: mitochondrial matrix. The coding region runs from base 5 to 1741 and encodes 578 amino acids. The transcript has a single exon. Gene Ontology annotation, molecular function: L-glutamate gamma-semialdehyde dehydrogenase (NAD+) activity.